Molecule: messenger RNA, 3759 nt
Organism: Melanotaenia boesemani (Boeseman's rainbowfish)
Lineage: Eukaryota; Metazoa; Chordata; Actinopteri; Atheriniformes; Melanotaeniidae
Gene: rbl2
Product: retinoblastoma-like 2 (p130)
Exons: 22
Coding region: 157-3375 (1072 amino acids)
Biological process (GO): cell differentiation; regulation of transcription by RNA polymerase II; negative regulation of G1/S transition of mitotic cell cycle
Cellular component (GO): chromatin; nucleus; transcription regulator complex
Molecular function (GO): RNA polymerase II transcription regulatory region sequence-specific DNA binding
Source: RefSeq, a predicted model, not a curated record
CAGAGGACAUUUAAAUGGCCACGGUGAAGAGCCGAACCGCUCCGUAAUAACGCUGUUAUUCAGGCAAACAGCCGCACAAACUGCGCCUCAGUCGGCGCACGACCGCUCUCUGUCUGCCCCAAAGUCGCAGUUCGUUCGCAAAAUAAAAACAGAAAGAUGAGCGACGAGGACGACUUCUUGCAGAAAGCCCGAACCGGGUUCGAGGAUCUGUGCCGAGCCCUGAAUAUGGACGAAGAGGCGAGUGCCGAAGCGUGGAAGAGCUACGAGAACAUCAGCAGAAACUUCACUCUGGAGGGCAGCGAGCUGCACUGGUUGGCCUGUUCCCUCUACGUGGCCUGCAGGUCCACGGUACCAACAGUGGGUAAAGGUACCACUGAGGGUAACUACGUCUCUCUGACCAGAAUCCUCCACUGCGCCGACAUGAGCCUGAUUGAGUUCUUUAACAAGAUGAAGAAGUGGCAGGACAUGGCCGACCUGCCGCAGGACUUCCGUCAGAGCACCGAGAAGCUGGAGAGGAACUUCACCGUGUCGGCCGUCAUCUUCAAGAAGUACGUCCCCGUCUUCAGGUCCAUCUUCAAGGCGCCGUCAGAGGAGCCGCCGCGAGUUCACCGCAGCCGCAAACAAAGACGCCACCCCUGUACCGUGAGCGAGAUCUUCAACUUCUGCUGGGUGCUGUUCGUCCACGCUAAAGGGAACUUCCCCAUGAUCAGCGACGACCUGGUGAACUCAUACCACCUGCUGCUGAGCGCACUCGACCUCGUCUUCACCAACGCGCUGCUGUGCAACGCCAGGAAGGACCUGCUCAACCCGGACUUCAAAGGUCUGCCCGAGGACUUCAGCAGUAAGGACUUCAGGCCGUCUCCAGGCCCGUUCUGCUUCAUCGAGCAGCUCUGUGAACUCCAUGAUGGCCUGGUUCUGGAGGCCAAAGGAGUUAAAGAGCACUUCUGGAAACCCUUCAUCAAGAAGCUCUUCCACAAGCGGAUUCUCAGAGGGAAAGAAGACAGUCUGACCGGCUUUCUGGAUCCCAUGAACUUUGGAGACAGUUUCCUGGCGCUCAGUCGUCUCUAUGAGGAACACGUUCUGGCCACCGGCAGUCUGGACGAGAGAAUCUUCAUCGGGGACGGGGCCAACGAGGACAUCGGGACCCCGGGGCCCUCCCUGGGGGAGGGGACGGAGAACCAGGACACCUACAGACUCCACACCAGCCUCAUCGCUUCGGGUCUGAAGGUGUCCUCCCCUCUGACUGGAAGUAAGUACGUCCAGGAGAUCCGCCUGGCGUCUCCGCUGUCCUCUGCCAUGAAGAGCGUUGGACGUCUUCACACCUUGCUGUCUGGGACUAAACAGGGACCGAGUCCCAAGCUGGCAGAGACUCUUAGGGGCUGCGCCAGAGACCCCAGUGAUGUCAUCAGCCGCCGCCUGAAGAACAUGUUUGACGUCUUUUCCCAGCAUCAUGAGGACAGCGGUGCGGACAGCAGGGGGACGGGCAAAGACGUGGCGGUGAGGUACUUCCACCUGGCGGAGGCACUCUACUACAGGAUCCUGGAGUCCAUCAUCGACAGGGAGAAGAUGAUCCUGGGAGACGCCGACCUGUCAUGUAUUCUGGAGCAGGACGUCUUCCAUCGCUCCCUGCUGGCCUGCUGCCUGGAGAUCGUCACCUUCUCCUACAGACCGCCAGGAGAUUUCCCCAACGUGAUUGCCAUCUUCCAGCUCCCCGCCUAUCACUUCUACAAGGUGAUCGAGGUGUUGGUGCGGGCGGAGCAAGGUCUGUUUCGGGAGGUGGUGAAGCACCUGAACCAGGUGGAGGAGCAGGUUCUGGACAAUCUCGCCUGGACCAGCGACUCACCGCUUUGGCAGAGCCUCCGUGAAGCCAAAGACCGCGUCCCUUCCUGCCAGGAGGUGAUGCCUCCUCAGUAUCUGGAACAAAAUGAUGACAGCAGCACGGGCGGCGCCCCGGUCACACCCGUCACCCACGGACCUGAGCUCAGCUCAAACAGCGCCAUCAAAGGUGUGUCCCCCUCUCCCACCACCCUGUUGGACCGGUACAGCUCACCCCCCACCAGUGGGUUUCGCCGCCGCCUGUUUGUGGACCCAGUGGAGGGAGAGAUUGGUGUCACCUCCACCAGCACCACUGGAGCAGAACAGACAGCUACCACUAAGACCAGCCAGACCAGCCUCAUCACUGCCAUCCCAGCAGGGCAGACUGUGGUCACCAUGGCAACUGCUACUGUUACUGCCAACAACGGCCAGACAGUGACCAUACCCGUUCAAGGGAUAGCCAAUGAAAGUGGAGGCAUCACCUUUAUCCCAGUGCAGGUGGGCGGAGCUACGCUGCAGCCACUGUCUGCCCAGAAUCUGACCAGCGCCCUCACCAUCCAAUCAGCUGUCACUAAACCAACUGCCAAAGCAUCCAGCAGGCCAGUGAAGAAAGGCUCCCUGUCCCUGUUCUUCAGGAAGGUUUACCACCUGGCCAGCGUCCGUCUCAGAGACCUCUGUGCCAAACUGGACAUUUCGUCUGAGCUGAGAAGGAAGAUCUGGACUUGCUUUGAAUAUUCUCUGGUCCACAGCACGGAGAUGAUGAAGGACCGUCACCUGGACCAGCUGCUCAUGUGUGCCGUUUACGUCAUGGCCAAAGUGACCAAAGAGGAGAGAUCCUUCCAGAACAUCAUGAAGUGUUACCGCUCUCAGCCUCAGGCCAGCAGCAACGUCUACAGGAGUGUGUUGAUCUCAGGAAGAAGGAGGCGUCCGUCCGCAACCAGCGACGCCAACAAACUGAGCUCACCAGCUGACAGCAGCCAGGAUCCAGCAGGUGGAGACAUCAGCCCGGUUCCGAUCCGCUCCAGCAGCACCCUGCCGGCCCCCCAGCCCAGCAGCACCCCCUCCACCCCCACUAACAGAAUCUCCUCCUCUUCCUCCUCCACGGCAGAGGGAGCUGAGGAAGAUCGAGGAGACCUGAUCCUCUUCUACAACAAUGUCUACAUCAAACAGAUGCGACAGUUCGCACUGAAAUACUCGCCCAGCUCGCCCUCCGCCGGAGUGGAGACCCCCCCUCUGUGUCCAUACCCCACCCUGAGGACCGGCUCUCCUCGGCGGAUGCUUCUCUCCAGCAAACACUCUAUCUACAUCUCGCCUCACAAGACAGGCUCCACCCCCUCACCAUCAGUCCCGCGGGACAGGAUUUCCUACUACAUCUGCAGCAGCCCCCCCAACCGUCUCCAGGAGAUCAACAGCAUGAUCCGGACCGGAGAGACUCCCACCAGGAAGCGCAGCAUUCCUCUGGAUGAGGAGACGUCUCCCAAACGCGUUUGUCCCGACAACCACACGGCUCUGCUGAGACGCUUGCAGGACAUCGCCAACGACCGAAGCUCUUCCCACUGACCUGAUUGACAGCUGAAUCUCAGAUCAGGUCUGAAGACGAAGACCGGAACCAGGACCACUGAUGAUGUCCAGUUUAGUUUUUGUGGUUUAACAGAACAUCAGUGAUUAAGAAAACUUCUGGAAUCAGCUGAUGAAGAUCAGCAGCCUCCUGCUUUUUAAACUUUUAAACUUUGUUUUUCAUCUUUUAAACUCAUUUUCUUUCUGUUUCCUUCUCUUUGUCCUGUCACCAUGGCGAUCUUAGUGUAAAUAUGUACAGAAGAGAAACUUAUUUAUAAGAGCUGAUGGAAGUAAAGUGCCUUUGUUUUUACUGUUUGUUUACAUCCUGCAGAUUUCCCUUUAUUAGAUUUCUGAUUGUAAACAAAUGGAAUAAAAGGUAUGAAGUGA